This is a messenger RNA of Podarcis muralis (Common wall lizard), 981 nucleotides long. The record is from RefSeq and is a predicted model, not a curated record. Lineage: Eukaryota; Metazoa; Chordata; Lepidosauria; Squamata; Lacertidae.
AUGGUGAACCAGUCCUUUGUAUCAGAGUUCCUGCUCGAAGAGUUUUCAGAGGUUCGGGAAAUGCAGAUUUUUCACUUCCUUCUAUUCCUGGUUUUGUACUUGGCUACAGUAACAGGGAACCUUCUCAUCAUCUCUGCAGUAGCUUUCGACCGCCGACUGCACACCCCCAUGUACUUCUUUCUGAUGAACUUGGCCAUACAGGACCUUGGAUCUGUUUCAGUCAUUGUUCCCAAUUCCAUGGCUAAUUCCCUCAUGAAUACCAGACACAUUUCUUACUCUGGGUGUGUUGCUCAAGUUCUCUUAUUUGUCUUCUUUUUAGCAUCCAACUUCUCUCUCCUGACCGUCAUGGCAUAUGAUCGGUAUGUUGCCAUUUGCAACCCAUUACAAUAUGAGAAGCUGAUGAACAAGCAAGCCUGUGUCCACAUGAUUGCCUGUGUAUGGAUCACUGGUCUUCUCUGUGCUGUGUUACACACUGGAGGCACCUUUGCAACCCCCUUCUGUUCCAGUGUUGUCAAACAGUUUUUCUGUGAAAUCCCACAGUUGCUAAAGCUCUCCUGCUCUGGUUUGAACCUAACAGAAAUUGGAGUGAUCGUGCUGAGUAUUUUCAUUGAAUCAGGUUGCCUCUUCUUCAUUGUUGUAACUUAUGUCUAUAUUUUCAGCGCUGUGUUAAAAAUGCCUUCUAUUCAGGGAAGGCAAAAAGUCUUCUCAACUUGUCUUCCUCACCUCAUUGUUAUCUCCAUGUUGUUAUUAACUGGGUGGUUUGCUUACCUAAGUCCUAUGUAUAGUACCACAUCACAGCAAGAUUUGUCUUUUGCUGUGAUAUAUUCUGUGGUUCCACCACUGCUGAACCCAGUGAUCUACAGCAUGCGAAACAAGGAUAUGAAAAUUGCCUUGUCAAAAUUAUUUGGAUUGAGGACAGGAGUCAUUAUAUUAUCUGCAUGGAAGCUUCCCUCAUCCUUGGCAGUAAAUCUGUUUGUUUAA